GUUUCUGUAAUUCUUCUAAGUAUCUGUGUGUUUCCGCAUAUAAGCAAUGGCCGUGUGUUUCCCUUGAAACUAAGGGAAACUACCUAUUGUAGUGUUGGGUUAUCUGGACAUUCGACUGCUAUCUACCGUGAAAACACAAGACACAAUAUCUAAAUGAGUAAGACAAGAUUUAAAAUAUUUUACAAAUUAAAAAGAAUAACAAAGUAGAUAAUAAAAUUCUACUGUCACCUUGGCCUUGAUAUCAAUGAGACUGUAAAAUUAAGUACAGUAAUAAUUGGGUGAAUUUGACGCCAUUUAAGUGGAAAAAUAAACUUUCUACAAGCUCCUAGGAUAAAAUUCUUAAAUUUAACCCAUUAACACGUAUGCUUAAUUAUUAUGUUGUUUACUUGUUGAGUAUAUUAAGUUUGUUCAUUGUAUCAAAAAAAUUAAGUUUGUUCGAGUAUAAGAAUUUCUUCGUAGUUUAUUGAUUGAAUCCCCUCAAAGAUUGCAUUAUAACUUUAAAUUUUCUACGACCAAGUCAUAAAUCAUAACCGUAGGAGAGCUAUGAAGCUGUUACACACACACACCCAUUAGUCUGUGUCACUAUAUGGGUGUUCACACUGCUUAUUCUGUAUAUGGAAUGCCACUCAUCUUCCUUUCUUGCAUCUCAAGAAGAAUAUCACACAAAGAAGAAAAAGUUUAUCUUGAAUCACAACUAUCUAACACGGUCUCUCUGCAGGUACAUGAAGGUACUGUUAAUUUUCAACACGUAAAUGCGUCAGCUAGAAAAGAAAAUAUGCUUCUUAGGAAACAUAUUUUACCCACUUUGCACUACACUUCACCCUCUAACUUACACUAGUAUUUGGAAUCAAAUCCUUUUAACAGUUAAACACUGUUUUUGAUCAGGUCCAAGAGCAGGUAAACCAGAACCACUACACAUUGCAUCAUAGGUGGGGGGGCUAGGACAGAACAUGUUGAUAAAGUCAUAAGUUUACUUGACACAUUAGGUGACUUGUUGAAGCUAGUAGUGAGUAGUUUGAUCCUUUAGCAGUAUAUAUAUCAAACAAUCCAAUUCAAUAGAACACACAAAAAUAUAAUCAUCAAACAAAUCUCUUGUUGUCACUUGUUUUUGUCACCAUGUCUUUCAACAAAGUCAUUCUGCUUGUAACAGCUUUUCUCUCGGUUACACUUUCUCAAGCUCACCCUGCAGGCUUCAACUUUGGAUGGGGUGGUUAUCAUGGUGGAAGAACUAGAGGAAUGUCUUUUGGUCUUUCUCCUCAAUUCUAUCAGUUUUCAUGCCCUCAAGCUAAUGACAUUGUAAUGUCAGUCUUGGAGAAGGCCAUUGCUAAGGAUAUCAGAAUAGCAGCUUCUCUUCUUCGACUUCACUUCCACGACUGUUUCGUCCAGGGUUGCGACGCGUCAAUUUUGUUGGAUGAUAGUGCGACAAUAGUCAGUGAAAAAAAUGGUGGACCUAACAAAAAUUCUGUCCGAGGUUAUGAUGUGAUUGAUGAGAUCAAAUCUAAGUUGGAACAAGCAUGUCCUCGGACAGUCUCGUGUGCAGACAUUGUUGCCCUUGCUGCUAGAGGAUCCACUGUUCUUAGUGGAGGACCCAAUUGGGAGCUACCAUUGGGACGGAGAGACUCAAAAACUGCAAGCCUAAGGGGCUCGAACAAAAACAUUCCCCCACCAAAUGCCACCAUUGAAGGUCUCUUAACAUUUUUCAAGCGUCAAGGUCUUGAUGAAGUAGACCUUGUUGCCCUCUCAGGAGCACAUACAAUUGGUGUAGCAAGAUGUGCAACAUUCAAGCAAAGAUUAUACAACCAAAAUGGAAACAACCAACCAGAUGAGAAUCUAGAAAAAACAUUUUACUUUGGUUUGAAAACAAUGUGUCCAAAAUCAGGUGGUGACAACAUAAUUUCUCCCUUGGACUUUGGUUCCCCAAGAAUGUUUGAUAAUACCUAUUACAAACUCUUACUUAGAGGAAAAGGAUUGCUUAAUUCAGAUGAAGUGCUUCUCACAGGGAAUGUUAAGGAAACUCAUGAAUUGGUGAAGAAAUAUGCACAAGAUGAGAGUCUCUUCUUUGAGCAAUUUGCCUUGUCUAUGAUCAAGUUGGGAAAUCUUCGUCCUCUCACUGGAUUUAACGGUGAAGUUAGAAAGAAUUGUCGUCGAGUUAAUUAAGAAGCAUGAUCAUAUGUUAUUAUAAUUAAGAGUGAUUUUGAGUCACAAAAGUAAUAAUUAAGAAUCAUUCAGUGUUAUGUUUUGUGUUUUUUAUUUAUUAAUGAUAAUAACAUGGUACGUACUAUAUGAAAUGAAGCACCACUAUAUGUUUUGCCUUUCUUUUUCUUUUUAAAAUGUAGAAGGAGGGAAGAAUUUAGAUGUAGUAGGCUAUGGUAGUUAUGAGGGUUUGAAUUGUGUUGCAUAUAUUCUAUAUAAAGUUUGGUGUUGAAAA
Messenger RNA from Trifolium pratense (red clover), 2428 nucleotides. Its product is annotated as peroxidase 9. The coding region runs from base 1117 to 2157 and encodes 346 amino acids. NCBI's taxonomy places the organism in Eukaryota, Viridiplantae, Streptophyta, Magnoliopsida, Fabales, Fabaceae. The record is from RefSeq and is a predicted model, not a curated record. Gene Ontology annotation, molecular function: peroxidase activity; heme binding. The transcript has 4 exons. Gene Ontology annotation, biological process: response to oxidative stress; hydrogen peroxide catabolic process.